CUUUCUUUUAACUUUAUAUAUACAUAUAAUGCCACUUGUUACAAUGGAAAUGAGCUUGAAAGAAGCUUUAAAGAAGGCCGAUAUUACACCUAAUAUUGUCCCCGAAGAUUUUACUCCUUCUACUAUAAUCAAUGUUCAAUUCCCUAAUGGUGAAGACGUUGCUCUUGGUAAUUUCCUUAAACCCUCUGAAUCCAGCGAAACACCUAAAGUGACCUUUGUUGCACCAGAUGAAAAUGCCAAAUAUACUCUCUUAGUGGUGGAUCCUGAUGCUCCUACUAAAGCGAAUCCUAAAUGGGGACCUUAUCGUCAUUGGAUUAUUACUAAUAUUCCAGGUUCUGCUGAUUUCUCUCAAGCAAAUGAACAAGAGCCUUAUCUUGGUCCUGGCCCUCCACCUAAAACAGGUGAUCAUCGUUACAUUUUCUUACUUUACAAGCAACCUGAAGCACAAGCUGUUGAUUUUGGUACUUUAUCUAUUGAAAAACGUAACAACUGGGAAUAUCAGACACUUAUUGAAAAGAAUCAACUUGAAUUAGUUGCUGUUAACUUUUUCAUUUCACGUCAUGAUGACAAUGAAUAAAAUAAAAUAACAUAAAAUAACACACACAAAAAAAAA
Messenger RNA from Cokeromyces recurvatus, 613 nucleotides. Its product is annotated as phosphatidylethanolamine-binding protein. The record is from RefSeq and is a predicted model, not a curated record. Bases 29 to 577 code for a protein of 182 amino acids. Gene Ontology annotation, biological process: regulation of Ras protein signal transduction; regulation of proteolysis. Gene Ontology annotation, molecular function: peptidase inhibitor activity; phospholipid binding. NCBI's taxonomy places the organism in Eukaryota, Fungi, Mucoromycota, Mucoromycetes, Mucorales, Mucoraceae. The transcript has 4 exons.